This is a messenger RNA of Pyrus x bretschneideri (Chinese white pear), 894 nucleotides long. Its product is annotated as pentatricopeptide repeat-containing protein At1g12300, mitochondrial-like. Gene Ontology annotation, molecular function: protein binding. The record is from RefSeq and is a predicted model, not a curated record. The transcript has a single exon. Lineage: Eukaryota; Viridiplantae; Streptophyta; Magnoliopsida; Rosales; Rosaceae. The coding region runs from base 1 to 894 and encodes 297 amino acids.
AUGACGAGUAAGGGUAUUGCUCCCAACGUCAUUCCCUAUACCUCUUUGGUUCAUGGAUUUUGCAAAGUAGAGAAUUGGAAAGAAGCUAAAAGAUUGUUUAAUGAAAUGGUGAGUAAACAAAUCUUUCCAAACAUGUGCACCUUCAGUGUUUUGGUUGAUACAUAUUGUAAAGAGGGUAUGGUCCAGGAAGCAAGGAGCCUGGUUGAAAUGAUGAUUCAAAGAGAUAUCAAACCUAAUACAGUUACAUACAAUUUGCUUAUGGAUGGUUACUGUUUGCGAGGAGAAAUGGGCGAGGCGAAAAAGGUUUUUGAAGUAAUGCUUAGCAAAGGCUGCAUGGUUGAUACUUGUUGUUAUAACAUAAUGAUAAACGGCUACUGUAAAAGUAAAAGGAUAGACGAUGCCCGAAUGCUUUUUGUGGAAAUGUCUCAUAAGGGAGUUGUUCCAGAUACGGUUACUUAUAACACUCUUAUGGAUGGGUUUUGCAAGAUGGGGAGAACACAAGACGCACAGAACUUGUUCUCUCAAAUGCAAGCUUGUGGCCAACUUCCAGACAUUCAAACUUAUUCUAUUUUAUUGCAUGGCAUGUGUGCAAACCAACAAUUUCCCAAGGCAAUUGAAUUGUUGGAAGAGAUGGAGGGAAAGAAGUCGGAUUUUAAUAUUGUAACUUACAAUAUUCUUAUUGAUGGUUUGUGCAUAGCUGAAAAAGUUGAAUAUGCGUGGGAUUUCUUUUGUCGCUUAUCAUCAAAAGGAAUUCAACCUAAUGCCAGGAUGUAUAAUACAAUGAUUAGUGGAUUUUGUAAUAGAGGGCUAAUAUGUGAAGCGGAAAACUUGCUUAGAGAAAUGGAAGAGAAAGGCUGUUCUCAAGAUGGUUGGACGUACAACACAAUUAUCUGA